This is a messenger RNA of Rhodamnia argentea, 1808 nucleotides long. Its product is annotated as tRNA-specific adenosine deaminase TAD3. Gene Ontology annotation, molecular function: tRNA-specific adenosine-34 deaminase activity. NCBI's taxonomy places the organism in Eukaryota, Viridiplantae, Streptophyta, Magnoliopsida, Myrtales, Myrtaceae. The record is from RefSeq and is a predicted model, not a curated record. The coding region runs from base 298 to 1539 and encodes 413 amino acids. Gene Ontology annotation, biological process: tRNA wobble adenosine to inosine editing. The transcript has 10 exons. Gene Ontology annotation, cellular component: cytoplasm; nucleus.
UGCGCUCAUAAUUUGCUCCGAAUCGCCUAACUUGGAAUAUAAUAUGACUUGUAUUAUUUAAUAAUCUUUAAAAAUGGAACGGGCUUGAAAGAGUCUGGGCCGGUUCAGGCCCAUAAUCAGGCCCAGUUCUCGCUCUCCCCGUCGAGAGAGUCGCGCCGCUUCUUCAACUUUCGGCCGCCGUCGAGCUUCGCGACCACCCGACCACGUUACGAUUUCUUGAGUGAAAUCGACCACCAACGACUUCCGUGCUCGAUCACCUCCUGUUGGGCUGGUGAAGGAAGAUAGCCGGGAAGAACGAUGAGCGGCGAGGCUGAUGCGUGGCGAAUCAUCCACGUUCCUGGCAGGUCACCGGUUCCUCCUGAUCAGCAACUCACAGUGAAUGUUGUCGCCGCUCAGAUUGAGCAGCCGAAGCUCACGAGCACUAUCAUAAGGCGUUUGAGUCAAAUUGCGCCAUUGGAGGACCUACAUCACGUGAAGCGGGUGAAGAAGCAGUGUCUCGAAGGAGCAAAAGUUCAGCUAUCAGUGAUCUUAUGUCCGGCUCCUGAAAAUGGCGAUUUUGAUGGAAUUCCAUGCGACGUGAAGGAUGUAAUUACUUCUUAUCAGUUGAGUCCUUUUGUGGCAAAAGUAUGCAAAUAUGCUGCAUCGUCAAAGGAAGAGUGGGUAGAACAGUGCAAGCUAUGGCCCACCUCAUUCCAUCCGCCAACCUACAAUAUCAGUGGCAUAACUGGGUUUAGUGAAGAAGACUCGCGAUCAGUUGUAAGUUUUAUGAAGUAUGCUCUGGAAUUGGCGAAAUCUAAUGGUAGUGUGGUGGUCAAUGCUGCAGCAAUUGUAGAUCCUCUAUCUAAUCAAGUGAUUGCAAGGGCAUGUGAUGAAGUCUGCUCUUGGCAUACUCCAAAAAAAGAAGUUGGUACUGAUUCCACCAAAUCUUCUGCUGACAUGACUCGAUGGAUAGAACAUGAAUUAUGUCUUCAAUGCUGUUCCUCAGGUGGACCAGAGCAAGUUGAGACAUCCAUUUCUUGUCUACAUCCUCGGGGGUGGGUAGAUGAACAGACUCGUGGGAGCUCUUUAUUUUGGCACCCAUUGCGACAUGCUGCUAUAGUGGCCAUUGAAUCAUCUGCUGCCAGGGACAGACGCUUAUUCCCCGGUGUGAGACAUGAAGAUGAAGCUACCAAAGAGGAGUGUAUUCUAUCUUCUGCAAAGUCUCAAGCAAAAAGACGGAAAACUGAAGGCACUGACGUUGGCAAUGAUGACAAAAAUGAUGAUGCUCAUGGAAAAGGUGAUCUCUGUAGUAGGCCGUAUUUAUGCACUGGCAAUGACAUCUACCUUGUUUGGGAGCCAUGCACAAUGUGUGCGAUGGCACUUGUGCAUCAGAGAAUCAGGCGUGUGUUUUACGCAUUUCCAAAUCCGAGUGCGGGAGCGUUGGGCAGCGUUCACCGGCUACAGGGGGAAAAAAGCUUGAAUCAUCACUACGCAGUGUUCAGGGUUGUGGGGCCACAGGAUAUCCUCAACAAAGCCAAAACAUCGAUAUCUGGGAGCUGAAGAUGAGAAUGUUGACUUGAGGAUGCCUCAAAUUUUGCAGGAAGAAGAUAGUAGGUAGAUUGUACCGUGUUGCUUAUCAUCUUGGUCAUCAGAUUUUGAACCUUUUUUUUUUCCUGUACCUUGUUCGAGUUAUGUAUUGCAUUUAGAUGUCCCUAUUUAAGUUAUAGAUAUUCCACAGUUAAUUACGAUGUUGGCCAAGUGCUGUAUUCUUAUCAAUACUGGAAUAAAAUAUACAAAGCAAGGAAGUAGAGUGAUGGUAUUGGUUGGGA